AUGGUUGGGUUUCAACCUACCGAGAUACCACCCACAUUGGGUAUGAAAUUUAUCAGUGCCGGCCUGGCAGCAUGUAUUGCUGACGCAGGAACGUUUCCCUUGGACACAGCAAAAGUACGACUACAGAUUCAAGGUGAGAGUUCUUCGGCUCAGAAGCAGGGUUUCUCCUUUUCCAAAGCCAAAGAAGAGAAAGCUAAAUUCAAGUACCGUGGAAUCUUCGGCACUAUCACCACCAUCAUACGACAGGAGGGGCCUCGCAGCCUGUACAACGGUCUGGUACCCGGACUGCAGCGGCAAAUGUGCUUCGCAUCGGUCCGGAUCGGACUGUACGAUUCAGUGAAGCAGUUGUACACAGGUAGACACUUCGGCAACUCCGGUGGGUUUAUUCUAGUCCUUGUUCUCUGUCAUCAUUGCGCUUGA
Patiria miniata (bat star) is the source of this 420-nucleotide messenger RNA. Its product is annotated as mitochondrial uncoupling protein 2-like. Gene Ontology annotation, molecular function: oxidative phosphorylation uncoupler activity. Bases 1 to 420 code for a protein of 139 amino acids. Gene Ontology annotation, biological process: adaptive thermogenesis; mitochondrial transmembrane transport; response to cold. The record is from RefSeq and is a predicted model, not a curated record. The transcript has 2 exons. Lineage: Eukaryota; Metazoa; Echinodermata; Asteroidea; Valvatida; Asterinidae.